AUGGUUAGUAAGAUGGAAGUAAAGUAUGAUCACCGCCUGGUCGAAAAAGGUCGCGCGUUAAAAUGGAUUAGACAGGGGUAUUUUUCCACUUCCCAACCGGGUCAACCCAAGUUCAGCUUAAUUUUGCCGCCUCCCAACGUAACGGGCCAACUUCACCUUGGCCACGCCUGGAACGCCUACAUUCAAGACACGCUGGUUCGUUUUAAAAAACUGCGCGGUUACGACGUUUUGUGACUGCCGGCCGUUGACCACGCGGGCAUCGCCACCCAAGUUCGGGUUGAGCGCCAACUUUUUGAAAAGCAACAACUAACUCGUCACGACUUGGGACGGGAUCGCUUUGUUAAAAAGGUCUGGGAGUGGAAGAAGAUCUACGGCCAAAAAAUUGUCGACCAGUGACAAAAGCUCGGCUUGGCUCUUGACUACCGCCGUCAAAAAUUUACCAUGGACCCUGAUCUAAGUCAGGCGGUCAACCAAGCUUUUAUCACCCUUUACCAGCGCAAACUGAUUUACCGCGGUAUUCGCGCGGUCAACUGGGACCCCAAACUUCAAACCGUCGUUUCUAACAUCGAAGUUGAAAACCGGCCGGUACCGAGCAAAAUGUACUACUUUGAGUAUGUUUUGGCCGACGGAGUUAAAAAGUUGUUGGUGGCGACAACUCGUCCGGAAACAAUGUUUUCUGACGUGGCGUUAGCCGUCAAUCCCAGCGAUAAACGUUACCACGCGUUGGUUGGUCAAAAAGCGAUCAGUCCUUUGACGGGAGCCGUUUUACCAAUCAUCGCUAGUUCGCACGUUGAACACCGGCGCGGCUCGGGAGUCAUGAAAGUUUCGGCUCACGCCGUGGUGGACGUUGAGAUCAUUCAAGCCAGUCGCCUGCCGUUAAUCGAAUCGAUCGACCGCCACGGGAAAAUGAACUCCAACGCCCGCGACUUAGCCGGUUUAGACCGCUUUGAGGCUCGUCAAAUCGUGGUUGAUCGUUUAAAAAGAUCCGGCGCUCUAGUUAAAGAAGAGGAGACAACUAGUAACGUCGGCUUUUCUCAGCGUUCAAACGAGGUGGUCGAGAUUUUGGUUCAGCCGCAGUGGUUUAUCAAAAUCAGACCGCUCGCCGAGCGCGUUUUAGCCGACCUUGACUCGGGUCACGGCUGCCGGUUUUUUCCGCCCCGUUUUAAAUCGGUUUUAAAAACUUGGGUCAAAAACGCCCACGAUUGAACAAUUAGUCGUCAACUCUGGUGGGGACACCAAAUUCCCGCUUGGUACUUGGGCGAGCAAAUUAAAGUUCAAGUCGAUCCGCCUGGUCCUGACUGACGACAAGACGAAGACGUGCUUGACACCUGGUUUUCCUCAGCGCUUGGUCCGUUUAGUUUUCUGGGCUGACCGCGCCAAAGUUCGCUCCUUAAAAACUACUACCCGCUCUCGGUUCUGGUGACGGGCUACGACAUUAUUUUCUUUUGGGUCGCGCGGAUGUAUUUUUUCGGACUCAAGUUCACCGGUCAAAAACCGUUUGAGGCCGUUUUACUAAACGGAUUAAUUCGCGACGAAAACGGUCAAAAGAUGUCCAAAUCGCGCGGUAACGGCGUGGAUCCGAUCGAGGUCGUUGAGCAGCAGGGCGGCGACGCUUUGCGCUGGUUUUUGCUGACAAAUUCCACGCCCGGUCAAGACAUUCGUUUUUCCAAGCCGAAAAUCGCCGCCGCUUGAAAUUUGCUCAACAAACUUUGAAACGUGAGCCGCUACAUCAUGGAGGUUAUGCCGCGCGGACCGGUUAAAAAACCGUCUGACACCGAUUUGUGGAUCGAAAAACGUUUGGCCAUGCUGACUAAAACGUUGAGCGAGAAACUGGAACGCUACCAGUUAACCUUGGCUGGUCAAGCAAUUAGUCAGUUUGUUCAGGAAGAUUUGUCGUCCUGGUACGUAGAGUUUAGUAAAACCGAGCCGAACUACCAGUUUGCGAGUCAAAUUUUGCGGCAGUUUUUGAUCGUUGUUCACCCUUUCCUACCCUUUUUGAGCGACUACCUAUUUGAAAAAUUAACCGGGGAAGAGCUGCUCACAAGCGCUUGGCCAACUUUUAAAACUAAGCGCGAUGUUUCCUACAUUGACCGGGUGCUAACUUUGACCCGGGCGCUGAGAGACUUUCGGGCGCUCCACCAAAUUAGUCACCGCGAGAAGAUUUUCUACGACACCCUGGUUAAACUUAAACCUUCCGAGGAAAAGAUGGUCUCCCACCUUGUUAACGGUCAGCGCAAAACUAACCGCGACGUUUUGCUUUGGGCUGGCGGUGAAAAAAUUUACGCGGUCUUACCGCCCGAGUUGCACGAGCGUCAAAAAAAACGCCAGGCCGAGCAACUAACUCACCUAGAGAACGAAAUUAAACGGGCCGAGAGUUUAUUAGCUAACGCCAACUUUCAACACAAGGCGCCUAAGGAAAAAGUUAAGUUGGAAAAAACCAAGCUGGCUCAACUCAAGGAUCAGUUCAAAAAACUGAAAACUAGUUUGCUGAAUUAG
Molecule: messenger RNA, 2496 nt
Organism: Centruroides sculpturatus (bark scorpion)
Lineage: Eukaryota; Metazoa; Arthropoda; Arachnida; Scorpiones; Buthidae
Product: valine--tRNA ligase-like
Exons: 1
Biological process (GO): valyl-tRNA aminoacylation
Cellular component (GO): cytoplasm; cytosol
Molecular function (GO): aminoacyl-tRNA deacylase activity; valine-tRNA ligase activity; ATP binding
Source: RefSeq, a predicted model, not a curated record